This is a messenger RNA of Ectocarpus sp. CCAP 1310/34, 1399 nucleotides long. The record is from the annotation of a GenBank genome assembly. Lineage: Eukaryota; Phaeophyceae; Ectocarpales; Ectocarpaceae.
UUUCAGCCUGAAAUCCAAACGGCACAACACCUGUGCCCCUGUCUCUAACGAGAGACAGCAGCUCGGUACACAUUGCCUGCCAUACCCCGCGAGACUCAUGUCUGACAUCGACACGCCCACGGCAAAACGUGCUACGAGUGAAGAAGACAACGAUCCCUGGCUCGUUGUGUCCGAGGGUGUCGCCGAUGUCGCCGAUGCUGCGGAUGGACAAGGAGCAGCUGCUGCUGCGGCAUCAACACCUAGCCUCGAUGGCGAUGGUUCGCAAGACGACGAGUUCGAUGAGGAGCUGGCCACCCUCCUGGCAGACGAGCCCCCGCGUGCUGCCAAUCAGACGCCUCUGGCGAAGGCGCUGCUGCAGGCAAACCCGGGUGGAGUCCGGGCAUUGCUGAAGGAGCAAGCGGUGACGGCCGCGAAAGGGUGCGGGUGCGAGACACCCCAGCCGGGAUGGGACAAAAGCGACCCCGAUAGGAUCACGACCUGUGGGCGCCAGCAGGCCCAUAUCAUCGCUGGGGUGUCUAUCCAGGAGAGGGACAGCCAAGGCGAUAAUGUGUCGUACGUGCUAGCGCGCACGGUGCGGAGCAAACCUACAGUACUUGGCGGCGCAAGAGAUUGGGGCUAGUGGGCAAGGGAACCCAUGCCGGCGCAGGGAUUGCUUUGCGCGCGCUAUGGGCAUGUUUUGUGGCAAGGGUAUGGAGGACAUUCCUCAUGAUGUCGUUCUAGCGAUGCUGAGGUACUGGUAGGCUCGCAUCUACGUGUCUGUUCGAACGCCACGCCUGGUCGAGGUCAACAGAGAUGUUUUAUUGUCGUUGUUAUCAGGUUGUCCUGGCGUACAGUGCGAAACUUCCGCUGGAAAAUCAAUGCUCGCUAGCAAGUACCAGGGUUGUAAUUGGGAGGCUACUCGGCGUACAUGUGUGGGCAGAGGGGGAAUAGAGGGUCAGCGCUCGACGUUCUUUUUGUUAAGCUCAGCUUGUUUUGUUUAUCAUUCCAUACAGGGACACUUGGCAACGAGCAAGAGGGACACAAAAAAAUGGCGAGAAACGCUGCGGCAGUGCCCCUGCGAUAUGCGACGUCUAGUAGCGGCGUGAAGCCGAGAAAAUAAAUCCGCUGCCCGACACCGCCGAAAAUGUGGAAGACAAGCCACGCGUGGGCCCCGCGACAUUCGAUGCUUUUCCUCUGACAUGUAUCCUACGGAAACACGGCUGCCCAUAUCAGCCACACAAAUACCCGGCUGUCCCUUCCUCGGAUGCUGGCUUCGUCGCAGGCCAAGCUCGACAGCUGCGAGUGUAUAUGUUUCUUUUUUUAGGCACUCUAAUGUUGUCGUCUCCGCUCCCCCGCGGAAAAACACUCAGCUAGACCUGUCACCAGCGUCCGAGGGUUGCGGUGGGUGCUGGCCAUUUCU